Messenger RNA from Pieris rapae (cabbage white), 1812 nucleotides. RefSeq names its product MORN repeat-containing protein 4 homolog (gene rtp). NCBI's taxonomy places the organism in Eukaryota, Metazoa, Arthropoda, Insecta, Lepidoptera, Pieridae. Bases 105 to 572 code for a protein of 155 amino acids. The record is from RefSeq and is a predicted model, not a curated record. The transcript is spliced from 4 exons.
UGAGAUUCAGAUGGGCUCAGUAUAAUUAGAUUACAAGUAUAAAUUAGAUUAGGUGAAAAAGGAAUCCCUUCAGUUUUACUUUGAGCACCGUGACUAACACAACCAUGAUUGACGCUGAGCCAUGUGCAGCUAAAACUGGCGCAUACAAGUAUGAAGACGGCACGAAGUAUGUAGGGGAAUGGAACUCCAAGGGCCAAAAACAUGGUAUGGGACAUCUAGUCUUACCUGAUGGUACCAGAUAUGAUGGAUCAUUGAUGAGUGGACUAUGUUCAGGACUUGGCGUUAUGUCGUUUCCCGAUGGAGCCAAAUACGAAGGCGAAUUCAUGCAAGGCUGGUUCCACGGUCAUGGAGUAUUUUGGCGAGCUGAUGGUAUGAAAUUUGAAGGAGAGUUCAGAGGCGGACGAGUAUGGGGACUUGGGCUGGUAACAUUUUGUGAUGGCAGCAAUGGUUUCCCCAGAAAUGAGGGUUUCUUCCAAGAUUGCAAGAUGAUCCGCCGAAAGAGAUGUUCAGAAGUUGUACAGCGUGCGCAAAAAGUAGCCUAUAUGGCUCGUGCACAGUGCCAACAAAUGUAAUCAGAAUAAUGAUAGAUAUAUUAAUAAAAAAUUGAAUAAAGUUCAAAUUCUUUUGAAUCUGAAGUAGUUAAAAUCUUAAGAUAAUUAUAUGAUAAUUCUUGAGUAAGUUUUCAAGUGUCCAUAAACUUACUAUACAUUAAGUUUAAACAAUAUAUGUAUUUCAUUAGUUCUAAUUUCUACUAUUUUUUUUCGUAUAAGGGAAAUUUGAUUGGCUGCUUAAGCCUGCUUCAGUCUUUCCUCAGAAUCCGUUGAGAACUCUCAACAGGAUUAGAUGCCUAAUUUGCUGUUUUUCUGGUAAUAAUUUUCUGCUUAACAAAAAUUAAUAGUAUUUUUAUUUUAUUCCGUAUAAACAUUAUUAUUGUAUUUCUUUUUUUGUCUCUUUUUAUUUUCCCCAAAUUGUGAUAUAUUUAGAUAAUACUAUAGAUAUUAUGGACUAAACUUGAAUAAAUAAAUAAUUGUUAUUUAUUUAACAAAAUAUCCGAGACAUAAUAUAGAUAGUAUUGUAUGAAUUUAUUAAACAUUAUAGAUAUAGACCAAUCCAUUGGAAGCUAUAAGUCCGAUUGUUCGACGAAUACGUUGGCACGUACUUCAAUAAAUAUAGUAUCAUAAAAGUUUCUAUCAAGAAUUGCAGAUCAUAGGUACUUUACAAACCCAGGAAAUCAACUUAACUUUAUUACUUAAUAUAAAAUUGAAGUAAACCAAGUGAAAAUUAUUUCUUUUGUACAGAUUAUUCCUUCUAAUAAGAUAUAUUUGUCUUAUUUUGAUAUAACUAAACACAACAAAAUGUUGCCGCUUUAUUUGCUAUAUUAUGCUUAAGCCAAUUUUCUUACUCGUAAACGUCACUAAAGAUUUAAAACAUAAAUUAAAUAAAUUUUUUAUUUUCAUUCAUGUGGAAUUAAAAUAAAAAAAUUCGGAAGUUGUUGUAUUGUUUAAAAUAAAAUUACUUCGACUGUUGCUGGCGACGAUGGCGAUUCGAUGGCGUUAUUCAAUUUGUGAUGUAAUUAUUAUGUUUAUGUAACUAAUGAAAAUUGUCUUAAUACGAAAGUGUGAAUAUUGUUUCAAGUGUUUAUGGAAAAAAUAUUUUUAUCUGUACGUAGUUGAUACGCUGCCCGUAUAACGGCUUUUAUGCAAAAUUAAAAAAAACGAAAAGAAACCAAAAUUAUCAAAUUAUUUAUCCUAUAUUAAACAAAGUCACUUAUAAUCAUCUUAUAUCUAAGUAAAUAAAUUACGAUUUUAAAUA